This is a messenger RNA of Dermacentor albipictus, 15086 nucleotides long. Its product is annotated as zinc finger SWIM domain-containing protein 5-like. Gene Ontology annotation, molecular function: zinc ion binding. Gene Ontology annotation, cellular component: Cul2-RING ubiquitin ligase complex. NCBI's taxonomy places the organism in Eukaryota, Metazoa, Arthropoda, Arachnida, Ixodida, Ixodidae. The record is from RefSeq and is a predicted model, not a curated record.
GGCGGGGUCACUUUCACCCCCCCACCACUACAACACGCGCACGGCCUGCACGGCACUCGAGCGCGUUUUUCUGCGCGCUGACUCGUGUGUGUUCCAUGUGUAUAUAUGUGUGAGUGUGUGAAACAUUAGGAGCGAAGGCUUCUUCGUUUAUUUUUCUCUUGGGUCGAGGACACGUGCGUGAUGCGCGUUUCGCCUCUUCUUUCUCGUGUGAGUGCCAGCUAAUCAAGACGAAUUAGGAGAGGAAAGGCGCGUCGCGUUUUUACAGCUUUCGAGCAGACGAAAAGAAAACUCGCGCACGCGCUGUUCCGCCGCUACUGGCGCUCGGGUGGAAAAAUAUCGUCUGCAUCAAUCACAGAUGCCGCUCUUUAAAAAAAUGUCGCCCCUUCGGCUCGUUGCGACUAAAGGUGGCGGGUUUUGUCUCGUCCAUACUAAGGACGGACCAAAAUUCUAACAUGCAGGCAUAUGGGAACGGAGCGCAGAAAACAACUGACUACGUUGCGGAACACGCAGCGCUGAUCAGAGAGCGUUAUGCCGUCUGCUUGCCUCGCUGUGCCACCUGCCCUGCGACCAAGGGAUCCAUAAGAGGGCAACAAAAAAGACGCUAGUGGCCAACAACGACAAAAUAAUGCGCACACAAUAAAGAGAUCGUCGUGCUUGAAUGUAUGGCGUUCGAGAAGCGAACCGCGGAAUAUACGAGGCGUGGUAUGUGCCAACACGGGAGCGAUAAAUUCCCCCGGAGCUCUGACGAGCCCCGCGCGGUUCCCUCUCAUCUCGCGAGCGAGCCAAAAAAGAUAGGCCAGCAGGAUCAAUGUCCAACGACGGAAUAACGAUUCGAAGCAGCGGCGGGCAAGCAGCGCCGGAUCGAAACCCCGAGCCGGUCCGAGAACAAAAAUGCACGCCGCCAAAUCAGCAGCGGGGAAAGGGGAGCUUGCGAGCAGCGGGGCGAUUAUCCGAAUUAGGCUUCGCCUCGACUUCGUGCACGGGGCCGGCCUUAGCAUGCCCAGCAUCGUUAGGCCUCGACUCGACUCUCUCCGGCGAGUUGCUCACGGCGCGGGGCGGAGCUGAAGCCCGCCGUGCUCCCGGAAGGGACAUUUCGCUCGGAGCGGCGCGGCCGAGCUGGCAAAAUGACAGCCAAAACUUCACACGCCGCGCCUCACAUUUGAAUGAAAAACAUGUGAAUUGCUCCGAUGAUUCAUCCCUUUUCCUCGAGGGGCCCGACGCCGCAGCCGAUGCCAAUGACGGGGAGCCCCCGGCCCCACGAGCAGAAUAGCGAGUCCCGCGUAAAUACCACGCAGGUGCUGUAUUGUUAUUAAACCCCUCGCGCAUGCGCAGUGUGUCCCCGGCUUAUAUCAGAUGUUUCAAACAUGGCGACGGCGCUCAGGCCGUCGUGUUCUUUUGUGGGUGGAAAUUGCCUCGCCAAGGGCGACAGAUUGUCCAAUUUCGAGCCGAAACUGUUCGGACAUCGCCAGCCGGAGAGCCUCUUGGACGUGUGUGCAAAAGUGGUGGCGCAGCACAUCCCAUUCCAGCGCAUCGAAGAACGCUACAACAGGAUACCUGAGCCCGUGCAACGCAGGAUCAUCUUCUGGUCGUUUCCCCGCAACGAACGGGAUAUUUGCAUGUACUCGUCUUUAUCAAGUGACUCCAAUAGUUGUGGUGACUACCAGAAGCUUCCCUUUUACCGUGGCCUCAAGCUGUACGAGGCUGGGUGUGUCGAUAACGUGUUGCAAGUAGGUUUUCACUUGAGCGGCAGUGUGACGCCCAGCGCCCCUGGAACGGGAUACCCUGCCGAGCCGGAAAAGAAGUUCCGCAUCUCCAUCAGUUUCGACAGGUGUAAGAUCACCUCGGUAACAUGCACGUGCGAAACACACGACAUCUUCUGGUGCCAGCAUGUGGUGGCCCUGGCCAUCUACCGAAUCCGGAAUGCCGACAGCGUCCGGCUUCGAGUUCCCAUCUCAGAGACCCUGCUGCAGCUGGACCGGGAGCAGCUGCAGAAGCUGCUGCAGUACCUGAUAGCCGAGCACCACACCGAGGUGCUGCCGACAGCUCAGCGCCUGGCUGAUGAGAUCCUCCAGUCUCGGUCGCUCAUCAACCGCAUUGCCGGGGCCCCCGACCCUACGGCGGGUGCCUCGGCCGAGGAGGACCACAGCUGGCACCUGGACGAAGAGCAGGUCAGCGAGCAGGUGCGCGCCUUCCUCUCCCAGGGCGGGUACUUCAUGGUCUCCCGGCAGCUCAACGCGCUCUUCUCCAAGGUGAAGGAGAUGCUUCGAGCGGGCGAUUCCAAUGGGGCACGCAUGCUGCGACUCAUCACCGAGCAGUUUCUGGCUGACCCGCGACUCGUCAUCUGGCGGGCCCAGGGAACGCCCAUGUCCGACAAAUGCCGCCAGCUUUGGGACCAGCUUGGCACCUUGUGGGUGUGUGUGGUUCUUAACCCACACUGCACGAGUGCCGAGAAGCAGCAGUGGCGUCAGCUGCUGGAGCGGUGGUCCUCGAUGCACAUCUGCCCGCUGGAGGAUGCCGACUUCCGUCCCAGUGCCACAGGACGCCGUCCCCUCGUGGUCGAUGACGAUUCUUCUGACUCGUCCGAGGACGACGGCGGGAGCCACGGCGAUAGCCGCGGGCCUGGCGGUCACCAUGGGGGCAACGCUGGGAGCCACCACCAUCCGCGGGGAGUGCCUCCUGGUCCCCACCACGCUGGCAAUGGUGCACCACCGCACCACCCGCACCGGCGCUCACGGAGGAGUGGCCUCGUGACACCACCGCGUUCCAUCUUCCACCGCGCCCUGGAGGCCUGGAUGCUCUCGUGGGACGACCCACACUUGCGCUUCAUCUUGUCACACGAUGCCUGUGCCGAACCCCAUUCCCACCGCUCGUCCGGAUCGUCAUCGUCGUCUUUCUCGUCGUGUUCGUCCUCGUCGUCUGUGUCGUCGUCGUCGUCGUGUUCCAGUUCCUGUGCCUCAUCGAGCAACCUCUUCAACUCACAGGGUUACCCGUUAUGGCAUGAGCCCAUCCCGGUGGCGUGCUCGCGGGUGGAGGCCCUGCGCUCGCACGGCUACCAGCAGGAGGCCCUGCGGCUGGCGGUGGCCGUGGUGCGCACCAUGAAGCGCCAGCAGCGCGAGUGGCAGUGCCGCUGGCAGGCCGAGCAGGAGCGCUCGGGCAUCCACCACCACCACCACCACCAUCACCACCACCGGGGGGGACGCACUUCCACCUCCUCGUCCUCCAGCUCUUCGUCCUCUUCAUCUGGUUUCUCCAGCCUUACAACGCACAACAACACGGAGGGCUGGGUUGGCCACCCACUCAACCCCAUUGGUUCCCUGUUCGACACACUGGCUGAGGCCUCUCUAGUUCCAGACAGCAAGCACCUAGAGUACUUCUACGAAUCUCUGCCGGGCCCCAGUGCCGAAGAAGCAGCUGCCACCGGCAGUGGUAGCGGCAGUGGUGGUGGAAACGGCGGUGGCGGUGGUGGGAACAAUGGCGGAGGAGGAGGCAACAACAAUGGCGGAGGCGGUGGUGGUGGAGGUGGCAACAACAACAACAACGCAGCUGCAAACUCGUCUCACCACCCUCACCCGUCUCAUGCACCACACGGGAAUGGUGGCGGCGGCGGCGGCGGUGGUGGUGCUGGCGGUUCUUCGUCGUCGUCGCCUCCUUCCUCGCAGUCAUCUUCGGCGCAGCCGCGGGAAAGACCCAGGUAUCGUCACGUUGCGGUGCCAGGGAGUCGCGAUCGCAGCGAGUCGCUCCUUUCGCUGGCUGUGGAGGCGGCCUUGGUGGGACUGGGACAACAGCGGUCCAUGCCCGUGGGCCUCUAUGCACAGGAGAAGGCGUGCCGGCAGGAGGAGCGGCUGAUAGCGCGCCUGCGGGACGUGGACGCGGAUGGCCUGCUGGUGGGGGUGCUGCGCAAGCAGGCCAUGCUGCUGCUUGAGGGGGGCCCCUACUCGGGCCUCGGCGUGGGCGCCCACCCCGAGAGCGUGCCCAUGCACACCUUCGCCCGGUACCUCUUCGGGGCCCUGCUGCCAUACGAUGCCGACCUGGCCUACAGCGUUGGGCUGCGUGCCAUGCGGCUUCCCAUCCUGGAGAACCAGGAAGAACCGGAUGACCCGGGCACGGGCGCCCCUGUUGCCCCUGCCGCCAGCCGGUACCCGCGGUGGUUCACUCUGGGCCACGUGGAAGUGCAGCAGUGUACACUGGCCUCCACCAUGCUCUCUGCCGCCAAGGACGAUGUGAUGCGCCUGCGGACGGUGAUGAAGUCGUCGCAGCGCAACAUCCACAGCUCGUCGCAGUUGUUCAAGCUGGCACAGGACGCAUUCCGCAUUGCCGUGCCUCAGGACGGUGGUCCCAGGCACCUGGCCCUGCUCAACGUGGCCUUUGAGCUGGGCUUGCAGGUGAUGCGGGUGACCCUGUCGUCACUGAACUGGCGACGUCGGGAGAUGGUGCGCUGGCUGGUGACUUGCGCCACAGAGAUUGGCCUGGAGGCCCUGGUGUCUAUCAUGCAGAAGUGGUACCAGUUCUUCACACCCACCGAGGCUACCGGUCCAGUGGCCACAACCAUUAUGUCCCAUGCCACCAUUCUUCGGCUUGGUCUGGACUUCAGCCAGCAGGAGGAGCUGUCGUCAUGUGCCCGCACCCUGGCACUACAGUGCGCCUCCAAGGACCCCCCAAACUGUGCCCUCAACGCCCUUACCCUGUGUGAGGGAGACGCAUAUGCCUUUGAGACGGCGCAUCAGAUUGUCGUAGACGCUGCAGGCUCCGGGGUCAUGACUUCCUCGCAGCUGUUCACCGUAGCUCGGUACAUGGAACACCGCGGCUACGCCCAUCGAGCCUACAAGUUAGCUGUGCUGGCAACGCGCGGUGUGCAGCUUGCAUACAACCAGGACGCCCACCCGGCCAUCAACGACAUCCACUGGGCAUGCGCGCUGGCCCACUCGCUCGGCCGCUCCGAGCUCGCGGGGCUCGUACCAUUGCUGGUCAAGCACGUGCAGUGUGCCACAGUGCUGUCGGACAUAUUGCGCCGAUGCUCGAUGGCGGCACCGGGCAGCAUGGGAACGACGCCGCUGGACGCCAAGCGGCGCUGCGUGCGCGCCCUCUCCUUGGACAAGCCCCCGCUGCGCCCCCUGCUGGACGCAGCCAUCGCGGCAUACGUCAACACGACCCACUCGCGUCUGGCCCACAUCUCUCCGCGCCACUACGGCGACUUCAUCGAGUUCCUGGGCAAAGCGCGCGAGACGUUCCUGCUGGCCCAGGACGGGCACGUACAGUUUGCGCAGCUCGUCGACAACAUGAAGGCAGCCUACAAGGGCAAGAAGAAGCUCAUGUAUCUAGUCAAGGAGCGGUUCGGCUGAGAAGGGGCCGGUGGGGCACACCACUUGAGGCGGUGUGGCGCGGGCAGCCAAAUGCCUCCACCGGGCACAUUGGCUGAGGGCUCUGGCAUCACCUCUCAGUCAAGCUCACAGUCCCAGUUUGGUGGCUCUCGGCAUGCCGGCUACAACUGCCGACGCAGGGUUCUUCUUUUUUUUUUCUGGAGCAGUGGCAACGAUAUCAAAAGCACUCCUCGUCCACUAUUUCAAGGAGCCGCUUUUUCCUUCCUGCUUCAUCUCCCCACCCCCUCCUUUGCCUGAAGCAGGUGCAGAUGCCCUCUUGAAGUUGGAGGAAGUAGUGGUCUGUUAUGUGCGCAGACGCCUUUCUUUUUUUCCACUGGGCAUCCUGAAGAAGGUAUCCCUUCUGUGUCAACCUUUUUGUCCAUGACAGAGAAUAUUUUUUACUUUGUCCCAACGCAGACGAGUAUCUGUGGAGUGGUUUUACUACUCGUGAACUUAGUGAAAAAAGUGAUGCCAAACCACCAUUGUUCUCAACGAGAUGCCUCUCUCAGAACCGUUGCUAUCAGGGACUGAAAAGCAAGUGAAAAAAACAAAAAACAAGAAAUGUGGCAGGCCUGGCGAGAGACACUGGUCCUUGUUUUUAGAGUUCUCAUCAUCUUGAUGUUUUAAUUGAUUCACACAGUAGCAGUAUUGCAGAGAGAUGUCCUCUCUUUUUCUUUUAUUCAUUGUUUCAUGCCUGUAGUGCGCGUCCCUUCUAUGCUGAGUUUGUUGUUUGUCGUACUGUAUGUUGUUUGGCAUAGGUUGUACCCCAUGCAAGUUGCAUUUAUGUUGUGUUGUGCUUCAAAUGUGUACAUUCGUUGUGUUUCGCGUACUUUUUGUUUUGCAUACAGGACGACAUGCCACCGAUGUGCUGUAGGCUACUUGCACCACCGCAGAUGUUUUUAACCCACCGCGUUUUGUUGCUAGCCAAACCAAUUACUCUAUGUGUUAGCCGCAAUGUGGCUGAUUGCCAGUGCGGCCAUCUUGCUUGUUUGUGGAUGCGAAACUGCGGCAAGAACUCCUCUGUCUCACGAGUCCGAAUGAAGAAGGUGUUGCCGCAGCGUGCAUGCGUGUUACCCUAAGCCUAGAUCAAACAGUGUAAACAUGACAAUUUUUUUCGCGUGUGUGUGUGCACGCCCACUUAGUAGAACUGUGGGGACUCUUAUCACUCGUUCAUUCCUCUGUUGCUCAUUUUUACAUGUUCCGCGUUGAAUUCACUGUUCCACAGUGGCAUUGUGUAAAGUUUGUGGCCAACACAACGCGGAGGCAAUGUCAAAGCCACAGUAGGUGUUUUUCUUUUUUUUUUUCUUUUAAAAGUUUGUGAUGUUGCUCGUAUUCAGUCUUCAUGAUCGUUCGUUCUACCGGAGCAAAGUCCUUGCAAGAUUUAAGGUGGAAGUGGCACAAUUUUACUAGCGCACAAUGCGCCACAAAACUUCGAGAGCAAAAGGUAUCCUUUGUAGGCUUCUCGUAGCCAUUUGCCAUGGUCUCACCUAUGACUGGCUAAGACGUCUGCCAGACUAGGUUGCCCACUCUCUACUCUACUAUGCAUCACUGGAGAUUGCACCUAGUAGCGGCCCGGCCAAAAGACACCGCAAAUGGCACAAGGCCAUUUUGCCUUGUAUCAAUGUAUGGCAGUAAGAGGACUGAAGUUGGCAACCCCAAUCAUCCCUCACCAUUUUUCGUUGUUUAAGUUUUAAAGAGCUCAAGCAUUUGCCAACAGCUAUGGAAUGUGGUUUCUUUUCUUUUUAUUCCCAACCUUGUCUCUCGCCAGAAACUGCCGGUGACGGGUGCAUGUCGAGGGACAACGAAUACGCGUCGUCUGCAAUCGCGUGUAAUGAUAAGUCCCUCUUUUUUUUUUCCGUGGCUGUUUUGUGGUUUGAUGAUGCCUUUCUGUCCGCACGACCAGUCACUUCUGUUCCAUGUUGUCGAAAUCGAAGGAGAGUUUGCGGCCGCUUGUAUAUAGUCUCAUGUCCAUCUCCGCAAUAUUUCAGAUGCGGCCAUGCACCUCCCCCUUCUCUUCUUUCUUUUUUUUUGACCUAUAGCUGUGUUUCAUAAUUGCAGAGGCCUCUUUUAUCUCCAAAAGUAUUUGGUGACGUCCCUUUUUCAACUCGCUAUACAUGCUGGAGGAGCGGAAGCAUGCAGUUCAGUCACUGCAUCUCGUCCUAGUUUUGACAUUCUUGUUCUUGGCCCUAGACAACAACUCUUUGUGCCUUGUGGUUGUUACAGUUCUGUUUAUUGUUCAUACAUUUGCUUUUAUUUGCACCGUGUCUUUUCCACUUAUCUCUUUUUUUUUAUUCAUUGUUUCGCGAUAUCUCUUUUGUUAAUACAGCGCAGGUAGAUUCAGCUGCGUGCAUAUUGCAAAAAAAAAAAAUACUUCUUUAAAUAAUGACAUUGCGGCACGCCAUUCAUCUGAGUAUUGCGUGUCUACUUACUGAUAAAAAGAGAAGCAAAAACGCUGUUACGAAAAACUGGUGUGGGGCUGAUGUAGAAAUUGAACCACUAGUCAGCGCUUUCAUUUGGGCAGGCCAUGCAGUUACGCUCAGAUAAUUUGCACUAUCCUUUCCCCGGUGUUUUGUUGUCUGGCAUUACGAAUUUUUCACAAAAAUGUCCCGUUUUGUUACUCAUCAGCAGUUAAUUUGCACUGUCCUUUCCCCGGUGUUUUUUUGUCUGGCAUUACGAAUCUUUCACAAAAAAUGUCCCGUUUUGUUACUCAUCAGCAGUUAGCCCUUCCUUAUUUUUUUUCGCCCUGAUGGGGAGCAAUAUCAAGCUCGGUGUUCUUUGACGAUUCAGAACGCUGUCACUGGCAAAACAGACUGUCGUUCUGGUUCGGAGAGGACUGAUUCGUUGCUGGAGACAUAAUAUUUUUAUGGACAUUGUGUACAAAAUGUUGUCUUCUAGAAACACUUAGGUGCCCAGUACCGUUCAGGAGCAACCACUACUCACUGCGGCGUCUCAGUGGCUACAGCAUUUUGCGUUGAGUGCAAGGUCAUGGGUUCAAUUCCCGGUGGCGUUUAGAGGAAAACAGAAUGCAAGACCGCUCAUGUACCAAGCUUUGGAUGCAUGUUUAAAAACCCCAGAUGGCUAGAAUUAACCCAAAGUCCUAAAUUAAAUUACCGCUUUGUGUGCCUUUUAUAAAGAGAAAAAAAACAUGAAAAACAAAGUUGGUGGGGUCAUACAAAAAAUUCAGUCUGGUAAAUUCUCUUGCUAAGCCUUUUUCCAACUCCCCUCUGUUUAUUUGUGUCGGAUGAAGAAAAGGCUACACGUUAAAAACAGAAUUCUGUUCUUCAGCUGUCUAACUUAAGUUGCUUUAAACCUCCGAGUCAUCACAGGUGCACACUUGCCAUUCCUGCAGAAAUCAGCCAAUCGGUCCAGGAGAAGAGUUGAGAGAGAAAUGAACGAAAUAAGGUGGGCCCUGGAUGUCCUAAAACACUUGUUUAACGUAACUGUUUGCAAGUUCCACACGCGGGUGACUACAGAGCAACGUUACUGCCACGUCUUUUGUCCUGUGAGAUGUCGUCGGUUUGAGGGCAGAUUGCUCCAUUCUCCAGUGAAGGCCUGCUUUCAAAGUUUCCUUCCCUCUCGUCCCUCCUGCCUGUGCCCAACUGUCAUAGAGGCCUUUGUCUCUCAGAAUCUCGUCGGAUGAUCUCUUUAGCAGCGAAUCAACAUAUCGUACAGCUUGCAGUGUUUCUAGACAUCUUAUUUCGUGAUAGUCUGUAAAGGUCUCCGGUUGCACAUGCAUGCUGCGUGGGCAGUACAUAUUUUUGGCUGAAGGAAUAGCGGUCUAUUGAUGUUUUACAGCAGGGUUGGCAACUUUCUUUCUUUAGCAGUACCGCUAGGUCACGGUACAAGGCACUCCAGCUUUAGCAACAACUCACUAAGUGAUCGCAAUGAAGGCGUGCUUGAAAUUCUGUCUCUUAUGUGUCAGUUGUCCUUGAAUGUCUUCCAUAUUAGUUCUUAGGCCAUGGCUUCAGAUCACCUUCAGUGGUGGCUAGGCAACGGUUGGAAUGCGAUUGUGGGAAAACAACUCCUGACUUUCUAAAACGUCAUCAGAUCUCAGGAUUGUGCUUCGCCAAGAAAAGCAGCUUUGAUGGACACAGGUGGCUCUCCAAUAAGCGCUUCAGUAAGUCCUUGAACCUAGUGACAAAUGGAGGCGCAUAUGGAGGAUAUGCGCCUUCGGCACGACUCUCUGGGGGUAAAAUUGUGAUGAGGAGCUAAACUUGGAAGUCCGAGGAAUUUUACCAGCCCAAUUUAGUGACUGUUUACAUCAGUACAGCAGUCGCCAGAAAAAAAAAUCACAAUCCCCCAAUAAAAUGCAGAGUUGUCAUUAGGGUAAUAUGAACUUGUUAAAUUUAGUAACUAUCUAGUUACCAACACUGUUUUGCAGGCAUAUGGAAGGCAACCUUGAGGACUGGCGUGUUAUGGCACAAAAUACUGCGCAUCCCUUCAAUGAAAGCAAAACAGACUGUUUGAAACAUUGUGUAGUAGUUCUUCAAGUAGAUCUCCUAUGAAAAUGACUGUUCUUCGUUCCCUGAUCCCGUAUUCUUGUUCAUUUGUUACACUGUAACAUCACCUUGUGUGUCCGAUUUUGAAUGCCUUCUGCCCUUUAUUAGGUACUUGUUAAUUCUGCCAUGACCAUUGCUGCUUCACUUUUUCCGCACUUCUCCUUUUCGUGUGCUGUUGUCAAAAUGUGUUGUGGUACCCCGAGUAUCUUUAGAAUGCUUUGUUUAUGGCACAGGUUCUUGUGGGUUUCUUGUCUUGCGUUUUAAGUGCCUUGUGUUGAACUGUGAAAGCCACAACUUUUUUUUUUUUCUUAGCUAACAAGUAGACCCAAGCAACAACCUGAGAAGCCAUUGGUCAGCAUUGUAUCUAGCAGCAUACUGUGCCUUUAGCUGCAAGUUUUGUACCCCUAGACUGUAGUUUUCAGUGAGGAGUCUUCGUUUUUACGCUUGACUAACUUCUGAUGCAGGUUACACAAACUGACUGUGAGUUAAGUUCUGCCUUAUUUAUUGACCCUGUUUGUAUGGGCUGUAGUCAGUGACUCUGCAAUCCACUAACUGCCGCUCAAAAUGUGAGAGAAAAAAAAAAGAGAGAAGCUGUGAAAGUUAUGUUUUCAUUAAUUACAGUCUUGAAUAGAAAAGUGAUUGCAUAUUACGAGUAGUAUACAUGAUAUGAUGGUACCAGCUGUGCAACUUACGUCUGAAAAGAGCAAAAAAAAAAAAUGAAGAAAAAAAAAGAAAACACGGACCAUCUAUCACAUACUAUGAGUACCUUGGUACCAUGUCCAAAAAGCAACAUUGCAGAUAAGCACACCUUGAUAACGGCAUUCCAGAGUAGCUGUGGCUUGCACAGACAAGCUGGGCUCACUUUGGGCAGUUUGUGCAAAACAUUCUCUGGCACAACUUAUUGAGGGAAACUUCACCAUACUGCUGAAUGUAGCAGUACGCUACAGAAGGGCACACUACAGUUUUCUUGAAAAGCUAAGUCUGCAGUCGAAGAACUUGUUUUGGUUUGGGUAUCGAACCCAGGAUCUCUGCCUUUCCAAAGCAGUUGCCCUAACAUCUUGGCUAGCCAGAAGGCUAGUGUGCAGAAGGAAGUCCAAAACUUAUUGGCAACUCGGGAAGUGCUGGAAGCUUAAGACAGAUUAGUCAUUCAAGUAAGUUCAACAUAAGUCUGCCAAGUUUCCCGUCCCCCGCCCAAAAUGAAUUUUUGAUCAACUUCAGUGUUAGCUUUUUUGAUUACCUUGAAUUGGGGUUAUUUCUAACAAGGAAUACUGGCACAGUUCGGUAGACUGCAGUUUUAACUCUCAUGAAACUUUCUUACCUUUAGGAUUUCCAUAGAACCCAUUUGAAUAAUUCAUUUGAUUAAGACUCAUCCUUGGCACAUAAGGGAUCAAUGCAGUCCUUAAGGCAUGCUUAAUGAACAGUGCUGCUUUGCUAGCCCCACUGCAACAGCUACGACGACCCUGUGUCCUCGUAAUUUCCCCAAAGCUAUCGGUGCUCGAUUCUUCAGCAGCCGUUAUGCCUUUUAUUGUCUCAGUCUUGUUUUGAAACCGUUGCACGCGAGUCUCUCGGCACAACUCUUGAAUGGACGGAACGACAAUGCCUUUCGCGGAGCUGCCGCUGUUGCCUACCUCACAAUGAGCUAUGCCAAAGACGGACUGGAGCUUCCAUGUGACGACGAUGCCUUCUCAAGUUUUGAGCAUCACACAUAUAUUUUCUUUUUCAAGGAUCUCGCGCUCCUCCUGAAAAGCAUUGAGUGUUCCGUUCUCCUUAGGAGCCCUGUUGAGGUGGUCAGAUUGGCUCGGUUUUCGGCUGGUCAACUUGAGCGACCUGUUGAAAUUAAUGCGAUGUCUCGAGCCCGACUCUUGUAGAUACAUAUCGUGUGUCUCUUCGCAUUUCAAAGCACUGCUUUGAUUUAUAAACCAAUCUCGUUUGUGUGUUUCUUGUUUCCUUACACUGCUGUUAGAGUGAUGCAACACGCAUGAAUGGUGUUUUUCUAGUUCUGUAGCUUGGUCAGGGGAAAAAAAGUACACGGAAAACAGAUUUGUUCGAAGGAAACCAUUCUGCUUUUUCGGAGCAUGCAUUGUAACUGCGCAAUUACUGUUAGUAGGCAAGGUAGUGUGGCGAGGUCAGCGUGCCAGCAGUGACAAUGAAACUGAACUGUUGAUUAGUGUGCCGGGCAUCAUUUAAUGAUCUAUUUUCGUGCAGUUAAGCAUACUCUCAGACUAAUUAAGACAAGUCAAGGCAGUCUAAUACAGACCCGGGUGACUAUAAUGAAAAAGAACUUCAGUGUACUAUCAUGCUGCGACAAGGUGCACACCUCGUCUAACCCUUCUCGAAAAUUUAAAUUUAGAUGUGUUUCCUAUCUUAGUGGCGUUAUCGCGCCUACUGAAUCUUUUCGUUAUCCCUCGUGCAUCAUCAGGUUCACUAAAGACCAUGCAGCACUGCCGCGUUUAUUGGUAAAUCACUUUGUAUUAGCAUUUAGCGAGUGAAGUGAAUGCAUACAAAUACAGACACAGGUGUUUCGGCGAACACUCUCAAAAUUGUUUAAGGGUUGCCUGUGGCAGAUAAGUCAAUUCUAGUUUAUGAGCCGGUCUACUCGAAGUGGCAGACAGCACUUGCAUAAGAAAUAGAAAUGCUAAAUUGACUCAUUAACAAGAAUCCACUAAUUAACGUUUAGCUAAUUAUCUUAUGACCCAUAUUGCAAUUCACAAAUUCUAGCAGUGGACUUCGCUAGGCGAAUCCUCUUAGAACGAAUUCUCGGGACAACACCGGUUUCGAGAUAUAAAUUCCCGAACAUUGCAGAGAAAUGCAUUGGCGUUCCAGUUACUUGUGUGCUUCAGUGCAUAAAGUGACGUUUUGUUAACAAAUUAACUGGAAUGCCAAUGCAUUUCUCCGCAAAGUUUGGGAAUUGAUAUCUCAAAACUGGUGUCAUCUUGAAAAUUCAUUCCAAGUGGAUCCGCCUUGCGAACUCCAUGGCUACAAUUUGUGAAUUGCAAUAUUGGCCAUAAGGUAAUUAGUUAAUAACUUAAUUAAUGGAUUGUUAUUAAUUAGUCGAUUUAGCAUCUCAAUUUUUUUUGCAAGUACUGUCCGCCGCUUUGAGUAGACCAGCUCAUAAACUAGAAUUGUGAUAUCUGCUACAGGCAACUUUUAAAGAUUUUUGAAAGUGUUCGCUGAUACAGCCUGUAUACAGAGAACAAUACGCACAUGGACUCAAAUCAGGCACUUGGACAACUCGAGUCACGUUCACGAAAGAGCCCACAGAUGUGGAAAGCAUACAACCCCCUGCCGAAGUGUCUGAUAUGCUUUCGCGUGUUCUUCGUACAUAUGCUUGCAUUUGCCUCGGUAUACAUGUAGUUGAGACUCCAUUCGUGUGUCCUUUCUGCGUGGUUUACCUUGGUCGAAUUUUUUUUUUUUCAUUCACACAAGGCACACACAAGCUUGCCUAGUAUUUCAAGUUGUCUCAUUUCAGCAUCGCAAAACACAACAGGGAAAAUGAUGCUAUGGGGUUCUAGUAGCACGGAUUCAACAAAAGGCUGCAUAGAUGAUUCUGAGGAGAGCUGCAGUCUAGCACGCCAUGGCUUUGUCUCUCUUGCCAAAGAUUGCACAUGUAAAUGGCUCUGCUGUUCUUAUGAAGCCUUUGGCUCCUAUCUGCAAGAGGUUUCGCUUCUUGCCACUGGUUUGGUGCUGGCCUUUUGAUUUGUUUGGCUUGUGUUACGAGAUGCCAGAGACAGGAGUUGCAAGGCAGUCCAUCCUGCUUUGUAGUGUCUUAUUUGGCAUUCUGUCAUGAAAAUCGUUGAUUCACGUGAUGUCCCCGCUGUUGUUGUCACAAUUUGUUGCUGUUUGUGUGAGUGAGGUUUCCAUUUAAGUUUGUUUACGUGAGUGAAACAUUUCCUUAUGUAUAGAUCUUUGAAAUAAGUGUCAGUGUCAUUCCGUGAUCAUAGCAAAAAGUGAGGCGGGCCUCCAACAAUGUCAGUCAAUAAUCUACCUCUAUCGGGCAAGGAAAAAGGCGAACCAAAAGGACUGUUGUGGUUGUGAAACAUGCAAGCAUCAUUGAAGCUUUUCUCUGCUUUACUGUACAGCUAUAGUGUGGUGGAAGUGGCGUUGACCUGAAUAUCAUGAGCUGAUCUCUGUAUGUUCUGGCAUAACAGCAGACAAGCACUUCAGCCAUAGGUGGACAAAACGGACAUAAAAGUUGAGUUUAUUCCUUUGAGAAUGCUAGUUGUAGCUGACUGGAAGGAAUAAUUCUGCUCGGAGCACUCGGGUUUUGCAUUUGCAAGCUCCGUCCUGAUGGUCAGCACGUGAGCUUAUGCCCUCUUAAGACUUGCAGUGGUAACUGGUUCACAAAGUUCAGUUAAAAGGUUUGCUGGAUAAUUUAAAUCCGCUGUAGAUCAUCCAGUAACGAAAAAUGUCUGUUCAUAACCACAAUUCCUCCCCCAAGUUUUAUUAUAUUGUAUUGGCACAUUGUCGUUGCACAUAAGACACUAAUAUUUUUUUUUUUUCUGUAGGUGCAAUUCAAUUCUACAAGGCUCAUGCAUUUGAGUCGUCGUAAGUGUAACAGUUCUUGAACUGCACCAAAGAAGCACGUUUGUCUUUGGCAGGGUUUUGUACCGACUCCGAAGAAACGUCCAUUAUUUUGCCUCUGUGGUGUGACAUGCUGUGAAAUUGCGCUUGAGGACAUCGGCCUCUUCUGAUUGUUAGUGCCAGUUUACAACUUUGGAAUGUGACUUCUUUUAGUCUGCUUGAGCACGUCGCAGAAGGAUUUUUCACGGUGAACUAGAUAUGUCGGUGAUUAAGAAAAUGCAACAGCACUGUAUGCUCUACAACAAUUUCCUCCGGCAAAGUUUGGCAGAUGGCAUUGCAUUGACUGUGAAGUGUAGGGUAUGCAACACUGAUUUUAGGAAGUUUCAAGAGAGCGGUCUCUGCUUGUGGUACAAUGGAACUAGGUUGACAUUUAGGUCCAAACUGCACGAAUUGUCUUGCAUACGUCUGACUAAAUGUCUGCUUCACCAUAUGCAUCUAUUAAUCGCAUUGUGCUUGUCAUGCGAUUCAAGCAUGUAGAACCAAAAGAAUCUGUGCUGGGCGUGUUGGUAAUUCAUAGUUGGAACUACAGAGCAAAAACUACAACAAACUUGAAGAAAGACAUGAAGGACAGCGCUGAAAUUAUGGCAGAAAGCUGGGCCAGUUGGAAUUUUUAUAUUGCAUGCAUAAUUUUUUUAAUUAUAGGGUCUUG